AUGGGUAUUCCAACAGACUUCAUGGCCCCAGCUGCCACAAAUGAUUCCACUUCUCCUCUUUCCAAGCGUCGUCGCUUCACGCCCAUGACUCUUCCUCCUAUCAUCCCUGUCUCAGACAACUCCGAUAUUGAGCGCCAUACCUUCGACUCGCCAUUGCUGUUGCAACUCUGUGAGCAAGCUCCCGAUCAGGACGAGAUCGACGCUGGCCUCCUUCAAGUCGGCAUGCGUGUCCGCAAGUCGGUCGCCGAAGGGUACAAGACACAGAAGAAAUUCACCCCUCGUCCCUUCUUCAACGUCAACCGAUUGUCACCAGAGACUCAAGCCGCGCUUGUUCAAAGCAAUACUGGUACCACCAACGAAUUGCUGCCAUAUGCCGUCUCCCAAACUCAACCACUGAGCACUGCGACCUAUUGUGGUAUUAGCUUAGCCUUCAUGUCUCAUUAUAGUGACGACAACUCGAGCGCCGAUAUUUCUGGCCAGAGCUUGUGGUCAUACUCCACCAGCCACAAGCGUGGAUAUGAGGUUGAUUCAGACAGUGAUGAGAGCCAAGACUGGCAACCUCAAACACCAACCUUGGUUGGGGAUGCGGCAAUGGACAUGCCUGUGGAUUAUUUCAACAUUGGAACCGAUUCCAUGAGCGAUGUCAGCCCAUUCACCCAGGUUGGUGACCGUGCUCGACCAGGAUUCCAUGGUCGUCGAACAAUCAUGCCCAAAUCACGAACUCGACCAGUUCACCAGUUUGAACAACAAACACCUGCUUUUAAUCCCUUCGCCAAUUUCGCCGCUCCCCAACAGCCACUUCAACCUCAAUUUGAUCAUGCCUUUGGACACAAGAGAAUGACCAGCUGCGGUAUGGAAGCCAUGGAUUUUGGAGAUGCACCUUUCUUGUCCCGACGUGAGGAUGUCGAGAUGGAUUGCUCCUGA
Messenger RNA from Exophiala bonariae, 924 nucleotides. RefSeq lists its product as uncharacterized. Gene Ontology annotation, biological process: intracellular protein localization. Gene Ontology annotation, cellular component: cytoplasm; nucleus. The transcript has a single exon. The coding region runs from base 1 to 924 and encodes 307 amino acids. NCBI's taxonomy places the organism in Eukaryota, Fungi, Ascomycota, Eurotiomycetes, Chaetothyriales, Herpotrichiellaceae. Gene Ontology annotation, molecular function: ribonucleoside-diphosphate reductase inhibitor activity. The record is from RefSeq and is a predicted model, not a curated record.